Molecule: messenger RNA, 2007 nt
Organism: Knipowitschia caucasica
Lineage: Eukaryota; Metazoa; Chordata; Actinopteri; Gobiiformes; Gobiidae
Source: the annotation of a GenBank genome assembly
AUGCUAACCAAAGCCAUGCUAACCAAAGCCAUGCUAACCAAAGCCAUGCUAACCAAAGCCAUGCUAACCAAAGCCAUGCUAACCAAAGCCAUGCUAACCAAAGCCAUGCUAACCAAAGCCAUGCUAACCAAAGCCAUGCUAACCAAAGCCAUGCUAACCAAAGCCAUGCUAACCAAAGCCAUGCUAACCAAAGCCAUGCUAACCAAAGCCAUGCUAACCAAAGCCAUGCUAACCAAAGCCAUGCUAACCAAAGCCAUGCUAACCAAAGCCAUGCUAACCAAAGCCAUGCUAACCAAAGCCAUGCUAACCAAAGCCAUGCUAACCAAAGCCAUGCUAACCAAAGCCAUGCUAACCAAAGCCAUGCUAACCAAAGCCAUGCUAACCAAAGCCAUGCUAACCAAAGCCAUGCUAACCAAAGCCAUGCUAACCAAAUCCAUGCUAACUAAAGCCAUGCUAACCAAAUCCAUGCUAACCAAAGCCAUGCUAACCAAAUCCAUGCUAACCAAAGCCAUGCUAACCAAAUCCAUGCUAACCAAAGCCAUGCUAACCAAAGCCAUGCUAACCAAAGCCAUGCUAACCAAAGCCAUGCUAACCAAAGCCAUGCUAACCAAAGCCAUGCUAACCAAAGCCAUGCUAACCAAAGCCAUGCUAACCAAAGCCAUGCUAACCAAAGCCAUGCUAACCAAAUCCAUGCUAACCAAAGCCAUGCUAACCAAAGCCAUGCUAACCAAAGCCAUGCUAACCAAAGCCAUGCUAACCAAAGCCAUGCUAACCAAAUCCAUGCUAACCAAAGCCAUGCUAACCAAAUCCAUGCUAACCAAAGCCAUGCUAACCAAAGCCAUGCUAACCAAAGCCAUGCUAACCAAAGCCAUGCUAACCAAAGCCAUGCUAACCAAAGCCAUGCUAACCAAAGCCAUGCUAACCAAAGCCAUGCUAACCAAAGCCAUGCUAACCAAAGCCAUGCUAACCAAAGCCAUGCUAACCAAAGCCAUGCUAACCAAAGCCAUGCUAACCAAAGCCAUGCUAACCAAAGCCAUGCUAACCAAAGCCAUGCUAACCAAAGCCAUGCUAACCAAAGCCAUGCUAACCAAAGCCAUGCUAACCAAAGCCAUGCUAACCAAAGCCAUGCUAACCAAAGCCAUGCUAACCAAAGCCAUGCUAACCAAAGCCAUGCUAACCAAAGCCAUGCUAACCAAAGCCAUGCUAACCAAAGCCAUGCUAACCAAAGCCAUGCUAACCAAAGCCAUGCUAACCAAAGCCAUGCUAACCAAAGCCAUGCUAACCAAAGCCAUGCUAACCAAAGCCAUGCUAACCAAAGCCAUGCUAACCAAAGCCAUGCUAACCAAAGCCAUGCUAACCAAAGCCAUGCUAACCAAAGCCAUGCUAACCAAAGCCAUGCUAACCAAAGCCAUGCUAACCAAAUCCAUGCUAACCAAAGCCAUGCUAACCAAAGCCAUGCUAACCAAAUCCAUGCUAACCAAAUCCAUGCUAACCAAAUCCAUGCUAACCAAAGCCAUGCUAACCAAAGCCAUGCUAACCAAAGCCAUGCUAACCAAAGCCAUGCUAACCAAAUCCAUGCUAACCAAAGCCAUGCUAACCAAAUCCAUGCUAACCAAAGCCAUGCUAACCAAAUCCAUGCUAACCAAAGCCAUGCUAACCAAAUCCAUGCUAACCAAAGCCAUGCUAACCAAAGCCAUGCUAACCAAAGCCAUGCUAACCAAAGCCAUGCUAACCAAAGCCAUGCUAACCAAAGCCAUGCUAACCAAAGCCAUGCUAACCAAAGCCAUGCUAACCAAAGCCAUGCUAACCAAAGCCAUGCUAACCAAAGCCAUGCUAACCAAAGCCAUGCUAACCAAAGCCAUGCUAACCAAAGCCAUGCUAACCAAAGCCAUGCUAACCAAAGCCAUGCUAACCAAAGCCAUGCUAACCAAAGCCAUGCUAACCAAAGCCAUGCUAACCAAAGCCAUGCUAACCAAAGCCAUGCUAACCAAAGCCAUGCUAACCUAA